CAAAUAGAUUAACUCUCCAUGGUCCCGUGCAACGAUGUUUUUGACGAGGCCCAUCAGGAGAUCAUACAGUGCGUGGAUGUGGAUUUAAUAUUAUCCUGCUUAGGAAUUUGGGGAAGAGAUGGGUGGGUACUCGACUGAUUGUUUAUGCGUGUCUGAACCCUUGGUGUUACUGUUGGAAACCUUGUCGGAUCUGCAUCUCACAGACGUCAGGACCAGGUUGAAAAGUGGUGCAAGACUCUGACAUUUGCUUUGGAUCAUGGCGCUCAGCAACAACAGGCAAUGAAAAACAGAUACAUUUUUAAAGGCCAACCGGAAACAGAAAGAAAACAAUAAGUACACACAAAGGUCAACCCAACUGGUAUCCAGCUAAGCAGCAGUUGUUGCAUGCUAAAUUAAAUGUGAUAACAAAUUACCAGCGAAACCAAUGGUGUGUGUGCGUUGAACACGUUACGUGCACAAUACCGUGUUAUGAAUCGAGACAGCACACAAACGUCAAAAUUGCUUCAAUGCAAAACGACAUCAAAGUCCACUUUUCUGACAAUUCCGUUAAAAUGGAGAUCAUGGAAACAGAUCCCGAGCUUCAUGGCCGGCCCAACAGCUUCUGUGAUGAUACACAAGACAUGCCAGACCAGCUAUACCCUCCAGUUGGGGUAGAUGAACGGGAUGGACAUUUUUCUGGAAGUGGAAUUGAGGAAAGUGACAGAGUCGACGUUUGCGAUUCCACAGCCCUGUUACAAGCUGUCGUGUUUGUGGAAGAUGCUGUGCAUUACCGAAGUAUCAACCAUAAAACAGAUAGAGUUUCACUCUGGUAUUAUAGAGUGUAUUAUUCCAGAAUUGUGCAAUGGUCCCUCAGUCUUGCCAUUGCUACCAUCCUGUUAGUAGCGUUCUUUGAAUAUCCGUCAUCCAUUACAAGUGGCAACUCAUCGGACCCACGGUAUCGAGGUCAAAGGUUGAACCCACCUUGUGGUGUCAUGGAAGCCAUUGAGAUCACCUGUCUUCUUAUCUUCACUGCAGAUCUAGGCAUGAAGACAUACCUUAGAGGAACCAAGCAGUUCUUUAAGUCUCCAUGGUUGAUUGCCUAUGUUCUCGUCAUCAUAGCAUCGCUUGUAGAUUGGAUUUUCACAAUUAACGGUUCCUGUGGAACGAUGGUCCGGUUUCGUCGGAUGCUUCGUCCAUUCUUCCUUCUCCAAAACUCAACUCUGAUGAAGAAAACAGUUCGAAGCAUUAUCCGUACUCUACCGAAGGUUGCUAGUGUGCUAUUACUGCUAUUGGUUCAUCUCUACUUCUUCACUAUGGUAGGCAUGCUGAUCUUCCCACAACCUCAGCAUGCCAUAUCACCUGGUUCAAAAACAGCGUCCCCUUCACCAGAUAAGAAACAAUCAACAGAUCUGCCCACAACUCAGCCGCCAAUCACAGCAGACAAGUACGCUGAGGCUACACUGUUCUUCCCUGAUAUCCUGACUGGCUUCAUGAGCCUGUUUAUUUUGCUGACUACUGCUAACAAUCCAGAUGUUACGAUGCCAGCGUACAUGUUCAACAGAUUCUACUGCUUGUACUUCAUUGUCUUCCUCAUUAUCGGGCUGUACUUUUUCUUCAAUAUGCUGACAGCUGUAAUCUACAAUGAGUUCAGAGGUUAUCUAUUGCACUCCAUGCAGAGUAGCCUCUUACGGCGACGUCUUGGUUUCCAAGCAGCCUUUGAGAUGCUCAGGAGACAAGGCAGACCAACCCUCACUACGGCUAGGAUCAAUAUCGGCACAACGCUAAGCGUCAGUGUCGUCAAGGCGGUUGUGCUGCAGACAAACAUGAAGAAGAGCGCCAAGGCGGCUAUAAUUGCCGAUUUGGAUGAAAACAUGGGUGGAUCCUUGACGUCAACGGACUUCCAGCAACUUUUUGAUGUCUUAGAUCGAGUCACUUCAAGACGCAGAAAGCCGCCAGUUAUAUUGAAGAACAACAGAUAUCUGAGGAAGCUUCAACAUUGUAUAACACACAGAUUCUACAAUUACUGUGGUGCUUUUGUAGCCAUGUGCAAUGUGAUUGUUAUAUCAGUGGAGGUCCAGUUUGAGUACGAUUCCAGCUUCUACGAUAGAGACAACAUUCUGUCAAGUGUCAACUUCAUCUUCAUCUUGUACUAUGUCUUAGAACAGUUAUUGAAAAUCUGGGCCUACGGCUGCAAGAGGUAUGCGAUGUCAAAGCUUAACAUAUUUGAUGGACUUCUUACUCUUCUACUUGUAUUCAUUGAGAUCAUGUAUGCUGUAGUGAAUGGAAACCUAUUCGGUCCCAAGGGGAAUAACAUUGACUCUGAAGCUAUUCCUUUGUUUGAUCUCGUCCGUAUCAUCAAUAUCCUCAUCAUCUUCAGAUUAUUCCGACUAAUUACUCACUUCCAGACGAUGUCGGUUAUCGCAGCCACGCUAUUUGGUCUCAUCAGAAACCUACGUGCAUUCAUUGGGAUAUUAGUGGUAAUUUAUUACAGCUUUGCUGCGAUUGGGAUGGAGUUAUUUAGCGAUGCAAUCCCUAUGCCUUCAAGUACAAAUCUAAGUGACAGCAGCCAGAUCGUGUGUGGUUCCUACAACCAGCUUCAGUACUGGGCGAACAACUUUGAUGAUUUUGCUGCUGCAUUGGUCGUACUCUUUGACAUAAUGGUUGUUAAUAAUUGGCACGUGUUCCUGAAGGAGUAUGCUGAUGUCACAAGCAAGUGGUCGCAUUUAUUUUUCAUAGCCUGGUACUUUGUGUCAGUGUUAGUCUGCCUGAAUGUAUUCACUGCUCUCAUUCUGGAGAAUUUUAUUACAAAAUGGGAUCGUGAGCAGCAAGUGUUAAGGACAGGUGACCCCAACAACCAACCCAGCUAUCAGAUGUCAGUUCACACAAUGUUCAAGGAUGCCCUCAUAGAGCCAACUGAAGAGGAGUUAAUGGAAGCCCUGAGGAGUCAGCCCCAUAUGAAGGCAUUGCAUCUUUGACUCUAAAAGAGUCACAGACACCACAUAAGGGCAAAAAGUCACAUAUGUUGACCCUGUAUGAACUUCCUGCACCUUCGACCCUUUGAAUGGGCCCAGCUGUUAAGGGUCAAACCCUUUAAGGAUCAUAGAUACUGAAGAGGAGUUGACCCUUUAUGAACUUCCUGCACCUUUGAUCCUUUGAGGGUCAAACCCUUCAAGGGUCACAUAAACUGGAGAGGACUCGACCCUUUGUGAACUUCCUGAACCUUUGGCCCUUUUUGAGUUGCUCCUUUGCUGCCAAACCCUCUAAGGGUUACAUGUGUUGAAUGAGGCAACCUUCUGAAAAAAACUGCACCUCUGACUCUCUAAAGGGUCAUGUUUAGUUCAUGGAGAACGAUGAUGGAAAGAAGAGCUACACUUUUCUGCUGUGCAUCAUGGGUCUACCAAUAGUGCAUUGUGAAACUACCACUACCAGUUGUGCAUUGUGGGAAGAGUCUUUACGGAGAUGGACAGGAGUGCUAACAGCAUAAGGUGGGCUCUUUCCAUUUUAUCAUUUUGUUAUUUUUUCGCACAAUAGGUAUAAUUUUCGGAAUUGUCAUCUUGCCGUUUUGGAAUUAAAGUAUAAAUUACGCUGGAAAUAAUACGCAGACUUCUCGAGGGAGGUGUUGUCAUCUCUUCGUUAAAAAAUUAUAAGUAACAUUCUUCAAGGUCCCUCAUUAGCCACACUUACCAGAGACGGGGAAUUCUAGCCACACCUACAUGUACUUCUAUUGGAUGUUUGUCAUCGAAGCUUCUUGAGCCUUUUUCCAUUGUGCGAGAUGAUAAGUAGUGAUGAUAAAUGAAAUAUAACUUCACAGAGCACAACGUUUGUGAGUUGAAACAUUGAGUUUAUGACAUUAUCACCGGGGGAACUCUUCCAUUGGAUCAGAUAAAGCCUAGAAAGCAGGAUCACUUGAUGGAAUUCGGACUAGUCGAAAGUCCUCAGAAUUUUUAACUGACACUUUUGGCCAGUGGAGCAGCUUGGAUAGAAAAGCUGAAUUAGGUUGUCACUCUGAAGCACCUUAUUGAAGCUCUCUAUAAUAGAAUUAUUUCUCAAGCACCAUUAGCGACAUGUGUUAUACAGUUGUACCGGAUUAUUGAGUCAGUUUGUCUAACACAUUAACAACAAUAACUCUUGGUUCCGCUAUAUUUGGAGUUAGUUUCCCCAUGUGUUUUACAGACAUGAUUUCCGAGAAUGUUUCAUUAUUUCAUGAUUUUUCUGAAAACCUCCUUGAGCCUAUGUAAAGCAGUCGCUAAAGGUAGAAAGAAACGGUCCACAUUGUGUCAAAACCUGUAGUUUAUAAGUGUGCUUGUAAUGAUGCAUCCCCAAGGUCGAUACGAUGUAUAGGCCUAUUGUAUCUUAGGAUUGUUACCCUCCACCUUUCAGAAUCACCCAAUAUUUAAAGGCAGUGGACACUAUUGGUAAUUGUCAAAGACUAGCCUUCACAGUUGGUGUAUCUCAACAUAU
This is a messenger RNA of Asterias rubens (European starfish), 4440 nucleotides long. Its product is annotated as two pore calcium channel protein 2-like. Gene Ontology annotation, cellular component: lysosomal membrane. NCBI's taxonomy places the organism in Eukaryota, Metazoa, Echinodermata, Asteroidea, Forcipulatida, Asteriidae. The transcript is spliced from 28 exons. Gene Ontology annotation, biological process: monoatomic ion transport; transmembrane transport. The record is from RefSeq and is a predicted model, not a curated record. Bases 507 to 2954 code for a protein of 815 amino acids. Gene Ontology annotation, molecular function: voltage-gated channel activity; monoatomic ion channel activity.